Metarhizium album ARSEF 1941 is the source of this 2955-nucleotide messenger RNA. RefSeq names its product DDT domain-containing protein. The transcript is spliced from 5 exons. Bases 1 to 2955 code for a protein of 984 amino acids. The record is from RefSeq and is a predicted model, not a curated record. NCBI's taxonomy places the organism in Eukaryota, Fungi, Ascomycota, Sordariomycetes, Hypocreales, Clavicipitaceae.
AUGGUUCUCUUUAAACGUAAGCCAGUGCGGUUCCUGCCGCCGGCAGACAUUCAAGACGAGAAUGCAGAAGUAUGGCACAUUCCCCAGACCGGAGAGAUCUUUGUGAGCUAUGAGGACUAUUUAAGCCGUUCUCUUGUCGCACAGCUUACCGGCGGUCGCGAAGUGGAAGCUUCAUUCCCCGAAGCACUCAAAGGUCCAAUUCUCCGCAAAGUCCAGUUUCAGACCAUUUCUCGCCUGGACCACCUUGUUGAUUUAAUCUUUGACGAAUUCAAGCAUGAUUAUUACCCUGGCGAAGAGGUGAUGGUAACCCUGGAUGGUGGCGAUAAAAUGCAAGGCCUUGUCAGGGACAAGACUACCUUCGGUCCAAGAAUAUUACCUGACGGCUCCCGGACACUACCCGUGACGCGCUACCUCGUCAGUAUCAAUAAUUCUGACAAAGAAACCAUUGUCACCGAUGAGCACAUCUGUCGCAAUCGUGGUGUUUUCACCAAGGCUAUGCUGCGCUCCUUCAUCAAGAAGACGGUUGUUAGAGAAGCUUGGACGGGAGCGCCUUGGCUAGUCAAGCACGACUGUGCUAGCAUGUAUCACAUUGAUACCAGAGUCCCUCCUCAGCUUCGACAUGACACGAAGCUGCUAGAGCGGAAGCAGCUCCAGGCCCAGAAACGGGCCGUCUCGAUUGAUAUUCACGGUGCAUCACACACCGGACCAAUGCGACUACCAGAACUGAAGCCUGCCACGAAGCACCACAAGGGGAAGCAAGGCCAGUCUGGCAUCAAGGGGCUGAAGUGGCCUCUCAACGAGCCUGUCAAUGGCAUCAACGGGUUCAUACGACACGAGCAACCAAGGCCACCGAUACGUGAACCUACCCCGCCGCCGCCGCCGCCGCCGCCCCCUCCACCUACAAAGUAUCCCAUUGAAGACCUAUCACUGCCCCCCAAAGAGGGCAGCGUACGUCCUCGUCUCAAGUUCUUGUGUCAUGAUCCUCCAGUCAAGAUUGAGCCCGAGAUUGACGAAUUUCAGCUCUAUUCCGACAAAAUCAGCAUGGGCACAGUUGGUGCCUUCUUGGAAACCUGGGACACCCUCAAUGUGUACUGCGAGAUUUUUAAGCUCGACUCUUUCACAUUUGACGACUUCGUCGAGGCCAUGUCGGUGGCCUCCGAACAGACUCGUGUUCAGCUUUUCGACGAGAUUCACUGCUCUGUGCUGAAAGUGCUAGUUGACUCGGAGCGCGAAGGAGGUAAAGUUCGCAUCAAUUUGCCGGAACUAGAAGACGAGCGCAGCGACGAAGAAGGCGAGGAUAAGGAUGAGGAUGAAGGAGGCGAAGGAGAGGUAACGACCCCCGAGCCUGAAGAGAAGCCCAAGGGUCGCGCCACUCGCAGCAGUCUCGCCAAACUAGAGGCCGAAAGGUUAGCGGCAGAAGCUGCCGCUGCCGAAAAGGAAGAGAUACGCGCAGAACAAGAAUCUCGCAACCGGGCCGAAGAAUUGAUGAGGGAGUUUGAUUGGAUAGACCAUCUUCGGAGGCGCGAUUUCUCCCAUGGGGGAUGGGAGAGGAUCAUGGUUGGAUUAUUACAUCAGCUGUCCAAAGACGAUCGCUACAAGAGACCCUGUGAGGAACUGCUGGAGCAGCUUGUUGCGGCAGACUCGGACCCUACACAAGAAGCCAUUCGACAGAGUUAUGCCGGGCUGGACGUCAACUAUCGAGUGAAGGCCUUGCAGAUCAUAUGCCUACUUACGAUGCAGACGAAAGCUGUUCGUGGCUACAUGGAAGAUUGCAGCGAAACAAUGACCAAGUACCGCAAGGACAGAAUCGAUUGGCAACGACAGAAGAAGCAAGCUAUCGAAGAUGCUCGCCAACUGCACGAGCAGCGCAGAGAGCUAGUACCCGACCCGAACCCGCAGGAAGAAGCUGGUUUCAAUGUCACCAAGGAAGAAGAAGAUGUCAAGAUGGCCGAUGCUGAUGAAUCCCAGGUCGACAAGGAAGACGUUGGGGAAGGUAACGACGAACCCACCCGACCAAAGGGCAAACGACAGGGUCGUGCACCAGCGGACAAGAGGAAGAAAGAUUCGGAAUCUGAAAAGGAGAGGAAAGAAAAAGAAAAGUCCAAGGAGAGGGAGAAGGAGAAGGAAUCGACGCGUAAAGAGACAGCCAAGCUGACGCCCCAACAGCAGAAGCAGUACAACAAGAUUUUGAAGGAGAUACAGAAAAAGGAGGACAUUAUAAAAGAAUGCGAGGAGGAGGUGGCGAUUAUUGAAAACGAUCUUCGCGAGGCCGACUGCCCGCGGACGAGAGUCUUGGGCAAGGAUCGCUUUUGGAACCGAUACUACUGGUUUGAGAGAAACGGGAUGCCAUAUGGCGGGCUCCCUACAAGCUCGACAGCAGCAGCCGAUUAUGCCAACGGAUGCAUUUGGGUGCAGGGACCAGAUGACAUGGAACGCGAGGGGUACAUUGACGGACCUCCAGACUUUCAAAACGAAUACAAGGCCAAGUUCAAAAUGACGGUGUCGGAGCGCAAGGCCAGAGAGGAGAACGGGACCAGCGUUUUCACGGCCAGGCAGUGGGGUUACAUCUCUGAGCCCGGGGACUUGACUGCGUUGAUUAAAUGGCUAGACCCUCGGGGGUUCAACGAGCUGAAGUUGCGCAAGGAGCUCAUUAACUACAAGGACAAGAUUGCAAAGCAUAUGGAGAGCAGAAAGAAGUAUCUGGCAAAUGACGAAAACAAGGACAAAAAAGACGGGGCUGCGACCAAGAGAAGCAGUUCACGCAUCCGGGAGAAGACGCCCGAGCCGCUGACGUAUCGUUGCUUGCAGUGGGAAAACACCAUGGCACUCGAGGACCUAGGUCACAUCCAUUCAGACCCUCCGCCGCCGCCGAGAGCAAGGAAGCAAACAAAAAAGCGCGAGGCGCAAACCGAGGCGGCGGGUCGAGGUGCAGCCAAGACGCGGCGGCGAGGCUAA